This is a messenger RNA of Humulus lupulus (European hop), 1554 nucleotides long. RefSeq lists its product as uncharacterized. The transcript has 2 exons. The record is from RefSeq and is a predicted model, not a curated record. NCBI's taxonomy places the organism in Eukaryota, Viridiplantae, Streptophyta, Magnoliopsida, Rosales, Cannabaceae. Bases 1 to 1554 code for a protein of 517 amino acids.
AUGGAUACAAGCAAAGGAAUGAAGAUAGAAAGUGAUGAGAAUUUACAAGUUUAUCCAAACUUGAACAAGACUCUGGAAGAGUUGAAAAAAUGUCCUCUCAUUGUUGAAGUAGAACAGAGAAACCAAACCAUUUCUUUGCCAAGAGAAGCUAGCAUUCCAUCUGCUUUAGCAAGCAAUGCAACAAGUCACAGUUUGACUCUCACAGACCCCAAUACGAAUACUGCAAGCACUAGCAAGAUGAAGAGCGCCUCAACACAAGAAUCCAACAAAAUUACAGAACACGGGCAAGAAGCUCAAUCACCUCUGCAUGUGUUGCCGAAUAUGGAGAUUGAAGACAUAAGAGUCAAUUAUGUUUUCAAGAAUAAGACUGAUCUAAAACACACACUUGCGAAAAUAGCCAUCAAGAAACACUUUCAGUACAGAAUUGAAAAAUCAUGUUCAGAAGCAUUUUGGGCAAAAUGCAUAGAUGACAAUUGUGGCUGGUAUGUACGUGUAAGAAGCUCAAAAGUAUCAGACUACUUUCGAGUUAUCAAAUACCAUAAACACCACACAUGCUCCUUAAAUCACAGAAAUUUUGAAAAUAGACAAGCAAGUGCAAAAGUCAUCAGUAGUUACUUCAAAGAGAAGUUUCGUGACCCAGGAUCAACCUAUCGACCAAGGAAAAUAAUACGAGACAUGAGAGAUGAACAUGGGGUAGGUGUAACGUACAAUAAAGCAUGGAGAGCAAAAACACUUGCAGUUGAUGAUGUUAGAGGGUCAAAUGAGGAAAGUUAUGCAUUGUUACCUUCAUAUUUGUAUAUGCUACAGUUGGCCAACCCAGGAACUAUCACAAGAGUAUGUAAAGAUGAAGAAAACAGGUUUAAAUACAUGUUUAUUGCUUUUGGUGCUUCAUUGGAUGGAUGGAAGCAAUGUAGACCAGUUAUAGUGGUAGAUGGAACAUUUUUAAAGACGAAAUGUGGAGGUACACUAUAUGCAGCUUGUGUUAAAGAUGGAAACAAUCAAAUUUUUCCGCUCGCCUUUGGAAUUGGGGAUUCAGAAAAUGACAAUGCAUGGAUAUGGUUCUUUACAAGACUAAAAGAAGCAAUAGGAGAUCGAGAAAACUUGUGCAUAGUAUCCGACAGGCAUAAAAGCAUCAAAAAUGCAGUUGAACAAGUGUAUCCUGGUGUAUAUCAUGGAGUUUGUCUUUAUCAUUUGAAGCAAAAUCUAAGGACUAAGUUUAGGGGAUUACAUGUGCAUGCCAUAUUUGAAACUGCUUCAAGAGCGUACUCAGCUCAAGAAUAUUAUUCUGCCAUGGUUGAAUUACAGAAAAUUAGCCCUGAAAUGACCACUUAUCUUUUGGAAGCAAAACCAGAAAAAUGGGCUCGGCCAUUCUUUCCAACGAAAAGGUAUAACAUUCUUACAAGUAACAUUGCCGAAUCUAUAAAUCUAGCAAUUGUGCAUGCGAGAGAAUUGCCUAUAACAUCAUUAAUAGAAGCUAUAAGAGAGAUGCUUCAAAGAUGGUUUUCAACAAGAAAAGAAGCAGCAAUCAACCAAUUUAUUGAAGUGACAAAAUGA